This is a messenger RNA of Heterobasidion irregulare TC 32-1, 1847 nucleotides long. RefSeq lists its product as uncharacterized. Bases 1 to 1704 code for a protein of 567 amino acids. Gene Ontology annotation, molecular function: fatty acid amide hydrolase activity; amidase activity. The transcript is spliced from 12 exons. The record is from RefSeq and is a predicted model, not a curated record. Lineage: Eukaryota; Fungi; Basidiomycota; Agaricomycetes; Russulales; Bondarzewiaceae. Gene Ontology annotation, biological process: fatty acid catabolic process.
AUGUGGCCUUUCACAUCAUCAUUCAAGAGCAUUGUUGAAGGCAAACGCGCUCAACGCAACGCAGCUAUAGCUAACGCUGUUGCUUAUACGAUUGAACACCAAGAGUAUCUGAACGCGACAGCGACGCAGAUUGUUCAGCGGAUCGAAAAGGGGGAAUGGACUGCUUCAGGUGUCCUAGAAGCGUACAUUGCGCGCGCUGUGCAAGCCCACAACAAGACAAAUUGUUUGACGGAAAUUCUUUUCGAACAGGCGCGAAAGGAUGCUAAGCUCCUCGACACCGAAUUCUCUAAGACGGGGAGACUGAAAGGGCCCCUGCACGGUGUGCCUGUCAGCCUGAAGGACCAAUACGAUGUGAGCGGUGUAGAUACCACCAUUGGGUUUACCCAGUGGGCCAACAAUCCUGCUGCUGCGGAUGCUUCGAUAGUCAAGCAACUCCGUGCAGCUGGUGCCAUCCCCUUGGCCAAAACGAAUGUACCACAAACGAUGCUUGCCUUUGAAUGCUCCAACCCUCUCUGGGAACGCACCACCAACCCAUGGAGUGCCGCACACACCUGUGGCGGCUCCUCUGGUGGGGAGGCUGCGCUCUUGGCAAUGGACGGCUCUGCGCUGGGUGUCGGGUCGGACAUAGGCGGCAGUCUGAGGAUCCCAGCAUCGUACUGUGGCGUCUACGCGCUAAAGCCCGGAUUCGGGCGGAUCGCCUACACUGGCAGCAGAGGUGCGAAUCAAGGCUUCGAAGGUGUUCGCGUCGUAUCGGGGCCCAUGAGCCGCUCAGUCGAGGACAUCGAACUGAUCUCGAGGCUUGUCUUUGGUGUUCAAGAUGACAACUACUACCCUGCACCUAUACCCUAUAGAGAUGUUACAUUGCCCGCGACGUUGCAUUUCGGGUACUACACAUCAGAUCGAUUUGUCAAAGCCUCUCCCGUCUGCAAACGUGCGGUUUUGGAAACUGUUGAAGCUCUAAGACUCGCAGGACACAAGUGCACCGAGUUGGAACUUCCGGAAGCCCCACGUCCACUGGAACUAUUUGCUGGCUUGACCUCUGCAGACGGUUACGAGACACUUAUCUCACCCCUUGGUCCUGAUCCCAAAGAAAGUAGUCUAUUUCUAGUAACUCUUGGCCCGAGCAUGCCAGACUUCGUUAGAAGAAUUGCUUCUUGGGCUAUCACGACCUUCAUCGGUGACUCCAUCUUUGGAAAGCUGAUGCUGCACUCGAGGAAGAAAACAGUCGCGGAAUAUUACAAGUAUACGGACCUCAAGAACAACUAUACACGCAACUGGAACCAGGAGGUAUGGGGCAAGUAUGGUUUCGAUGGAAUCAUUGCGCCUGUGCAGGCGAUGCCGGCACUUCCACAUGGAGGUUGCGACAAGCUCUCGCCGCUUGCAAUUGCCACGAUUCAAUACAAUAUUGUCGAUAGCCCUGUCGGCGUCAUCCCCGUCACCCGCGUCGACCCUACUCUGGACCAGCUCACUGACGAAUGGCGCACCGCAUCCGACCACGGUUCGAAACUGCUCGAGGCAGAGCUCUACGGCAAGAACCCCGUAUACAAUCCAGAGUUGAUGAAGGGUCUGCCGGUGGGCGUGCAAGUCGUUGGGCGUAAAUGGGAGGAGGAGAAAGUCAUUGCGAUGAUGCAUGUCGUGGACAAGGUUCUAAAGAAGAAACGGACGGGAUUCGGACCUGGCAGCUGGACACCGAGCGCUGUGUAGAGUCUGAUGGGGACUAUACGCUGGUAUAGGACUUCGAGUGAUUUAGCGGAUAUGGGAUGGAUAUUGGAUUUAUAUUGUAGGCAGGGCGAUGUGUUCAUGCUUUCAUUUAUGUUACACACACACACACACACAUGAUGAACGAG